ACUCGUCGCUGAUAAGGGCGAGUGCAGAAUCACUCGGGACGACGUGCAGAGCGGCCAGGGAGAGGGAAGGUCAGCACUCUGACCGCGCCCCUUGCCCAGAAACCGACAGCCGCAGCUCGAGAGAGGCUGCGAUCCAAGACAUGGCGACGCUUUUCAGUCUGCCAGGUUUGUAAACCUGGGUUUCGGCGCUUCUAUCAGAUUCGGUUACAACCCAAGCCCAAAUGGACACUACAACGAAUGUAGAAGAAUUGCCACCACUUACCGACAAAGAAGAAGAAACUGAAGACACUUCUUUUCUGAGCAAUUUUACUUGUUUUGAUUUUAACGAAGAUGAAGGGGAGGAGGUCGCAUCAUACGACGAAGAUAGGAGAAGCAUGCGCUUUGAAAGCAAGCAAAAGAAGAAGGAUAAAAUAAAUGCCAGAAUUCCCUUGACACCAAACUUUGGCUCCAAUUCUGACAGUGAUGAUAGCUGCGGGGAAGAAGAGAUUCUAACGAGAAAGAAAAGAUUAGAAAAUGAAAUUAAACGUCUCGAGGAGAAGUUGAAAAAGAAACGGGAAAAGAAUGAGUGCGAAAUCGCUAAAUGUGAAAAAAAUGUUCCUGACGAGAGCGCAAUGCUGUCACCCCUGCCGUUGAACAAAGAAGCUGGAACUGACGAUCGUUUACGUAUGACGACAUUACCCUGCUUGGAUUUUAACGAAGAGGAAGGGGAGGUCGCAUCAUACGACGAAGAUAAAAGAAACCUACGAUUUGAAAGCAAGCAGAAGAAGAAGGCUGAAAAAAGGGCCAGGAUUCCCUUGACACCAAACUUUGGCUUCAAUGACCCGAGCCCCGACGGCGCGCCCCAGGAGUGCCCGCGCACCCGCAGCCAGUGCAGCGCCGCCGGGCCCAUGUACGAGGUGAAGGUCCUGGCGCUGCUGUACCUGCGCGCCUCCCACGGCGACGAGGACUUCCUCCUGGGCGCCAGCGUCGAGGCGGCCGGCAAGUUCGACGACGUGCGGCUCGUGCGCGGGCCGAGGCAGAUGCUGGUGCAGCUCAAGCACAAGGACACCCGCCCCCUCUCCAAGGCGCAGCUGCUGGCCGACGAGGGCAGGAGGCACGGCUUCAGCCUGCUCAAGUACUUCAAGUCCUUCUGCAGCCUCAGGGAGGGCUUCGACGGCAACACCGUCCUGAGCCGCCACUCGCGGUUCGCGGACAUCGAGUUCGUCGUGUGCACCGACGCGGCCGCCGUGCCGACGGAAGGCUGUUUCACCGACGACGACUUGACGACUCCGAGCGACGACAUCCUGAACAUGAACGGGAAGGUCUUCAACUUCGCGCGCAACCAAAAUCUCAUACAAGAAUUCAAGCUAAAACACGCUAGUGAUGCUGAUGACGGUCUUCUCAAAGAGUUCUUUGAUCAGUUCUUCAUUUACAGCGACCAAAUACCAGAGAAAUGUUUGGACAAAAAACUCCAAGAUGAAAUAAAAGAAAAAUGUGGUAUUUCGGAAUAUGGUGCAAACAAAUUCAAGGCCUCUUUGGUUGAAUAUAUAAAAGACUGGUGGGGAGACAAAACAUGUACACGCCAACUGAACGGAGGUGAAUUCAAGCUAGAAUCUGGCCUGGAGAUAUUACAAGAGUUGAGUGUAGGCUCACCGAAAAUCGAAUUUAAGCCUGAAGCGCUUUCAAGUAUAAAAAAAAUUAUUUCAACUGAUUUAAAAGUAAUAAACUGUGUGGUUAAUACUGACAAAUGUGGCCCUUCCAUUGAUAAAUUGACACAGGCAAUUACGGAAACUUCAGUUAAAUAUCUUUCAAUGACUUUGGAAGAUAUAGAAAGUUCAUAUGAAAAGAUUUUGUUUGUUUGGCCAAGCAAAAUGUGUCCAAUUCUUGUGAUAAAUUACGAAAUUGAUAUGCCAGUUCUUCAAAAAAAUAUCAGUGCAAUUUCUGCACAAAUUUUGAGAGCACUUGAUCAGGAGGAAAGUAUUAAAAUAUUUCUAAUAUCAAAUCAAGGAGUAUUGAAAAAUAUUUUGUUUCCAAAUCGUCUGAAAUCUUCUAAUGGAGAAGUAUUCAUAAAGUGCGAAAUACAAAACUUAACAAAAGAAUACCAGGAACGAGUUUCACAAAGCUUAAUCACCUUUCAGGGUUCAAAUGUCACAAUUCAGUCAGUUUUGGGAAACAGCUAUCAGCAUGCAAUCGAUGAAAAUUUAUUGUGUCUUCUUACCUAUGGUGAUAAAACUGUUCAAUUGGGCAGCAUACAAGAAGAGAAACCAUCUUUUUACAUCAAUCGAGUGUUAAAAUGUAAUUCUUUUCUUAAGAAAAGUGUACUUUUGAGUAACUCACGAAAUAUAUUUGCAGUCAGUGGUGCGACUGACGAACAAAUACAAACGAUUUUAGAGAAUGCAGGAAAUAGUGAGAAAUUGGAAAACAAGGCUUUUGUGCCAGAAUCCAAAAACUUCCCCAAUAAAAAAGAUAUGUUUGGAUUUGAAAUAAUGGAUUCAUGGUAUUAUGAUGGCGCAGCUAUUGACAGCACAGUAACAGCUGAUAAUCUUUUUUUAAGCAACAUAUUCAAACGAAAAAAUGAAAAUGAUUAUUUAGAAAAAAUCGAAAAUUCUCAAUUACAAAUUAAUAGUGAAACUAACAUGACUACUGUUCUUAAACAAAAACGUUUUCACACAAUCCAAAGUAAUGAAGAGUUUGUGAAGCUCUACAAAAAGUAUAAAUACAAAAAUGUUCAUUGGCUUGAGUUCGAGGAUGGGAAUUUAAGAUGGAAAAAAUCUAAAGGUAGUUGGAAUGUCAUAAAGCAUAAUAUUUGUACUCAGACAGAAAGUUUCCAUGUCACCAAUGUAUGGGAUAUUCCAAAUAGAAUUGUCGUAGUAACAGGAGUAUCAGGGUCUGGAAAGUCAACACUGUUGAGUAAAAUAGCACUGAAUUCAAAAAAAGAUAGACCCGAAUCAUGUAUCAUUCGUAUAAAUCUAAGAGAUUGUAAAACUGACUUAGAAAAUCUUAAUUUGACAAUAACACCAGGUGAAGCAUGUGAGUUUCUUAUAAGAAAUUCAAUGUCUUUGGAAGAAAAUAUUCAAAGUUCAGCCAGUAGGUUUUUUAAGUACAUCCUUACACACAGAAAAAGAGCGGUAGUACUAGUAGAUGGGUUCGACGAAGUGUAUCCUGAAAAUGAAUGCAUGAUUGUUAAUUUAAUUAAGAGCUUGAUGAAAUUGCGCAUAUUGAAAAUGUGGAUUACUUCACGACAGUACAUGUCCUCAAGACUGGAGAGUAUAACAAGAACCAUGGCUUUUGAGCUACAACCACUGACCAUUUCAGAAAGUUGCGACUUGAUACACCAUUGUAUAGACAAUGUAGACCAUGAUGUACUCGGUAAAGUUCCAAUUACGACUGAUCCAAGAUUGUGUCAACUCCUGGAAAAUCCACUGAACUGUAAAAUGCUUGCGGAAGUAGCAAAAAGUAAAACAGGUAUACGAGAGAAACUUCUUGGCAGGGAUUCAGUCAUCAGUUAUUUAACCAUUCUGAAAGCUAUAGUCGAAUCAAAGUUUGAAAUGUAUUUAAAAAAAAUACAACUUCUUUUUUCAGAAAACUAUCAGAUGCAUGAAAUAUCUGAAAUGAAGGAAAGAUUUAUAGAAAACCACCAGUGGUCAGCAUUGUUACAUAUAUCAUCACCUAACAUUGUUAAAUCCACAGAUAUCUUCAAAAAAUCGGCUACAAAACGACGGCUAAAAGAUUUCGUGGAUGCAGUUCAAACAGGUUCGGGGGUAACUGGCAUAAUAAACACUGUUCGUAAUGGAAUACCUCAAUUUGAACACGGCAUGUAUGUUGACUAUUUUUUAGCAUUAUGGAUAAUGGAUAACUGGCAUGGAACCCAUAAAAAUGCAGCUAAGAUGAUUUUAAAACGUAUAAUAUUUGACCCAAGAUUUUCGUUCGUGAUUCAACUUUUCAACUUGAUGACAUCAAAAGAUUUGGAAUUUCACACUGCUAUCCUACAGAUCAACUGGAAUUCAACUUUACCUAAAAUACUGAAGAAAAAGAAGGUACGCGAAAUUAACUAUAGGGAUGAAGCUGGCAGAACAGCACUGCAUUUGGCUUUGUCUCUGUGGAAUACUAACCUGGAAAAUAGCGAGAUGCUCUUUCUAAAAACCAAAAGAGAAGUGAUUGGUAACUUGUUACGUCUUGGAGCAAAUCCACUCUUACUCGACGACAUUCUUGAAUGGAGCCCAUUCCGAUACAGUAACAUAAGAACAGUUCCUUGGGGUAUUGUCGCUGUAAUGAUGGACAAAAAUGGUAUCACGAACUUUGAUAAGAAGGAGCUUAUUGGAAGGGUAAGAACCCAGAAAUUAGAUGCAUUAUCUGGAUUGGCUCAUGGUGUUAGUUUCGGCAACAGAAAGCUUGUUUCUUUUCUUAUAAAAAGUGGUGUUGAUGUUAAUGACCAUGUUAAUGAGAUGGGAGAUACUGCACUAAUAAUCGCAGCAACUCAUGGGAAAUAUGACAUACUAGAGUUCCUACAUACAGAACAUAAUGCAAAGCCAGAUCUCAGGAACAACAAUGACGAUUCUCCAUUGCACUGGGCAUGUCUGAAAGGCCACAUUUCUAUUGUGAAGUACCUGAUUAACAACUGCGGAAUACUUACAGACAUUAAGAACAAAACGAAUCACACACCACUUCUUGCAGCUGCUAGGGGUGGACAUUGGAAAAUCAUUAAAUAUCUCAUAGACACCCACAACAGCGAUCCUCGAGUGAAGACCACGUUUGGGCAGUCGGCUCUGUGUCUGGCUGCCGCAAGCAACGGUGAUCAAAGCAGAAUGGUGAAGUACUUGGUAGAAAAAUGUGACUUAAAUUAAAGAACAUGUGAAGAUUAUUUUUGUUGGCCAACUCAUAUCGCGUGCAAAAGAGGCAACUUCAACACCGUAAAAUAUUUAAUUGAUAAGGGUGAAAUCGAUUCAAUGGUGAUAGAUGACAAGGGGUUAUGUCUGUUACAUUGGAUGAUUAAAUUUUUCAAAGUUGAGAAGGUAAAAGAAAUUGUCAAGCAACACAAACUUUCCCUUGAUAUCUCUAACUAUGCAGUCAGUACUUUGUUUAUGUGGGCUUUAAUACAUUCUCCCCUCGAUACAUGCAAGUUAUUACGAAAUAAAUGUAAUAACAUUCAUGACUGUAAUGCAGAAGGAAACACGGCACUUCAUAAUUAAAUUAUUUACUGUAAUUCGGUGGUGCAAGUAAAGUAUGUGAAAUGGAUAAUAAAAAAAAAUGCAAAAUCAACCCAAGCACUGUGAACAAUUCAGGCUUAAUAGCGCUUCAGUGCGCCAUUCAACGAUCCAAUAACCCAGCAACGAAAUCUUUCAUAGGGCCAGGCGUUGUUGAAUAUAUUCAAAGCGUUUGUGUGUGAAUAAAAACUUAUUUUGUUUAAUAUCGUUAAGGUGUUUAUGUGUGAAUAAGAACUUAUUUAUGCUAUGAUUGUAAAUUGAAUGCAAGUACCUAUGUUGUAAAAAAGUGCGUAAUUUUUUUAUGUUUAUGUAGAGUUUGGGCAGUUAAAAAAAUAUAGUAAACACGAUGUCUCAUUUAUGUGCUCUUGAAAAAAUAUGUUUCUGUUAUAUUUAAUGAAAAAUUUCAUUCUAAUUGACGGGGGAAAAUUAUUUUCAAAAAAAUUUAUUUGCACAUGCAACCGAGCAUGGUUGGUCAAUAUGUAACAUGUCGGUGUUCGAUCCGGAAUGAGUUAAAACCGAGGGCCCCAUAAAAAGUACCCUUCCCCUGACACCCGUAGUUGGACCAUAGAAUCAACAAAUUGUUCACAGGUAGAAAUUACUCGGUAGUUAUACACAAAAGAAGCAGCUAUAUGCCGCUUUAACCGACUGCCAUGCCUACUCUGCAGGUGAUUUUUUUCCAGUGGUUUUUCAUGCACAUUUUAAGCGUGUGAUGGCAACAGUUACUUAAGUGCUUACUUUAGAAUUCCUUAGCCAACGAAACUGUUGGCUGUAAAUUGAUGACAAGAUGUUGGACAGAACUCAAGGAAUAAAAAUCUCUUCAAAAUA
Messenger RNA from Bacillus rossius redtenbacheri, 6008 nucleotides. RefSeq lists its product as uncharacterized. Gene Ontology annotation, cellular component: ciliary inversin compartment. The coding region runs from base 222 to 4823 and encodes 1533 amino acids. The record is from RefSeq and is a predicted model, not a curated record. Gene Ontology annotation, biological process: protein localization to ciliary inversin compartment. Gene Ontology annotation, molecular function: protein binding. The transcript is spliced from 7 exons. Lineage: Eukaryota; Metazoa; Arthropoda; Insecta; Phasmatodea; Bacillidae.